Messenger RNA from Sesamum indicum (sesame), 443 nucleotides. The record is from RefSeq and is a predicted model, not a curated record. NCBI's taxonomy places the organism in Eukaryota, Viridiplantae, Streptophyta, Magnoliopsida, Lamiales, Pedaliaceae.
CACACACUAUCUCUCUCUCUCUCCCACACACACACAGACAUCCUUCCAAGAACUCUUUGUGCACAGAAGAAAAGAUGGAGGACGUCUCAGAUGAAGCAAGCAAUAUAAUACUUGAGAGAGAUAACUUCUAUGGUUGUCGAAGAGUUAAUGGUCUGCUCUUUUCGGAACCACUCAAUUUUAAUUUUUUGGCACCUCCUCCACCACCACCAUCACAAGUGCCUCCAAGAGUCCAACAGGAGCAAGUAGGGUCAAACAACGAAGGAUCUUCACAAAGAAAGAAACGGGACCUUAUUGCAUCUAGGAUUGUGGAAUCAAAAAUUGCAACAGGGAAGGGAAGACCAUAUGUUUUAUUACUAUAUGAGUGUUUGAAUAGAAGAAAGAUGGAAGCUAAAGAAAUCCAGCUUUUGCAAAUAAAUGUUGUUCCAAAGACAGUUCGAAUAUAG